CAGACUGUGGGGUUUCCACGAACGCAUUAUCAUUCUAUUUCACGUGUGAUAUUGUUCCAGAUCUCAGAUCUGCUUUUACAUCAUCUUCUCAUCCUGUAUUGAUUUUGUCCCUACCUGACCUAUUCCCGACCCUUUCGAUAAUGGACUCCCCCGCCAUCCCGGUCCCGCUGGAUCCGCGGGAGCAGCCCAUCCUCGAACGCCUGCUUCGGACCCGCGACUCUCUCCUGCUCCUCAAACAAGACAAGUCGUCCUACAUUAAGUCUCGCGAUGUCCUUCCUCUAUACGAGGAGGUUAUUGGAGAAGUGGAGAAGCUCAAUGCAGCUCGUAAAGAGCAAGACCGCCGCUUGAUCCAUAACCGAUUGGACUAUGUGUUGGAUGAUUGUUUCCAGUUGAUUUCCUUGCUCUUUUUAACUGUGGGCAAGAAUAAUGAGGCCCCGGCAGUGUACUCGCUAGCAACUACCAUCCAGCGUCUGCUUGACCACCUUGAAGAAGCUGGGUUUUACAGCUCUAAAGAUUUGAAUUCAAUCACGAAGACCCUCGAAUCGAUGCGGGAAACUCUCGAGCGCGGCCGCAAUACAUACUCACCAGCUCUUCUGACCCUCCUUGAAAGUCGAUUAGAACAAUGCCAGAUUUCCCUGGACAGAUUGCAGAAAGGACUUGCGGCCUUGGCCCCACCCUUGGCCCAGACCCACGAGACCCUGGUUUCCAUCCUGCGCUCCACGUCUGCAGUUAACACCCGCUCGAAGUUCUCGGCUACGGAAGUAAACGGCCUUCGAGAUCAAUUGAAAAAGAUCGAGAGCCAGAUGAAGGAUGGGAACUUUGUGGAUUCCGAGGGUAACAUUCUUCCUGGCCAGGAUGAUGUCAAAUCACUGAUGGAGCGAUGCUGGCGGUGGACGGAGAUUGUUCUUGAGCGGCAAGGCAAAGUCUUGGAGCGCUUCCAGGACCAAUAUGAGCGUCUGCUUGAAAUUCGCAACCAGCUAGACCGACUGUCAGUCACGCAGGCCUGGUCGCUUCGAGAGACAGACCUCUUCGGAUACCAGCGCAAACUCGAUCGAAUUGAUGAGGCCCGCGUCAAUGGCAACUUUGUUGACGCUGAAGGGCAACCUGCUGAUCUCCACGCGCAGAGGACCCUGCUGUACCUUAUUCGAAGAAGCUAUGCAUACAUCUACGCCCUUCUGAUCUCUUCAGAGCCCGUGUCCGAGGCUUUGCUACCGGUCUACAACCAACUGCAGACCCUUCGUCGCUGUCUAAUCGAGGUCAAAGAGUCUGGCGGCGUGUCAAACUCGAGAGAGCUGUACCCAUACAGCAUGAAGCUCAAUUCAAUCGACAACAUGCGCGUUGAUGGAAAGUUCUAUGUUGGCCCCGACAUUCCUGAGGGCCAAGGAAGUGUGAACGCCCUGCUCGCAGAAUGCUAUGAUUUCGUCUGGGAACUGCGGGCCGCCGUGGCAGAUGAUGAAAGCCAGUCCUAAUGACUGCCUCGACCGCCUUGUUUAUUUCUUCAUUUCCAUUAUGUGUUGUUCCUACCCAUCUGUAUGAUGGAUUGGCCAUCUAUGAAAUGCCCCGGAUGCUUUGCCACUGUACUUUUUGGGCUUGACCUAAUGACUUUUCCUUUCUUGUAUUCACGAGGCGUUUAAUAUGUGGCAGUCUUGAAAUCGAUUUUGCUACUGGUACUACUUACGGAGGGAGGGCUGGU
Messenger RNA from Penicillium pulvis, 1693 nucleotides. RefSeq lists its product as uncharacterized. Bases 141 to 1469 code for a protein of 442 amino acids. Lineage: Eukaryota; Fungi; Ascomycota; Eurotiomycetes; Eurotiales; Aspergillaceae. The record is from RefSeq and is a predicted model, not a curated record. Gene Ontology annotation, cellular component: nucleus; cytoplasm. The transcript has 8 exons.